CGAAAAUGAAAACCAGUCAUUCUUAGGCCACAUAAAUUUCCGGUUCCGGGUAAAAAUUUUGUACGUGGCUAUCAGCCGGGUGAUAUUAAAGAGAAAAUAGCCAUAAUGGCUAAGCAGAAUGAGCUUAUGGAUAAAGCAGAGGAUGUAGCAGACCAGGUUUUACGGCAUUCUAAACACGUUUUACCACAUGUUGCAAGAUUUUGCCUGAUCAGUACUUUCUUAGAGGAUGGCAUUCGAAUGUGGACGCAGUGGGGCGAACAGCGAGAUUAUAUGAAUAUAUCGUGGGGAUGCGGGUACUUCCUCGGAACAUUGUUUGUUAUAAUCAAUCUUAUAGGUCAGCUUGGUGGAUGCAUGAUGAUUUUGAGUCGGCAAAAAGUUCCCAUUGGAUGUGGAAUCCUAUUCUUUAUCAUAGCUUUACAGACCAUUGCAUACAGCAUAUUGUGGGAUUUGAAAUUCUUGAUGAGAAAUCUUGCUUUGGCGGGAGGAGUGUUGUUAUUACUAGCAGAAAACAAGGCUGAAGGCCGCAGUCUAUUUGCCGGACUACCAUCCCUCGGAGAAAACAACCCUAAACAGUACAUGCAGCUCAGUGGUCGUAUAUUGCUGGUCCUCAUGUUCCUCACACUUCUUCGUUUUGAAAUGGACUUUCUACAAAUCGUGCAGAACUUGGUCGGCACAGCAUUAAUCAUUCUCAUCGCCAUAGGUUACAAGACAAAGUUAUCUGCCCUUGUUCUAGUUGUCUGGCUUACGUGUCUGAACCUGUACUUUAACGCGUUUUGGAAUAUCCCCUCAUACAAGCCAAUGAGAGAUUUCCUAAAAUAUGACUUCUUUCAGACCCUCUCUGUAGUAGGAGGUCUUUUACUAGUAGUUGCAUUUGGACCAGGGGGAGUAAGCAUGGAUGAACAUAAGAAGAAAUGGUAGAAGAAUUAUC
This is a messenger RNA of Ruditapes philippinarum (Manila clam), 928 nucleotides long. Its product is annotated as surfeit locus protein 4-like. Gene Ontology annotation, biological process: Golgi organization. The transcript is spliced from 4 exons. NCBI's taxonomy places the organism in Eukaryota, Metazoa, Mollusca, Bivalvia, Venerida, Veneridae. The record is from RefSeq and is a predicted model, not a curated record. Bases 106 to 918 code for a protein of 270 amino acids. Gene Ontology annotation, cellular component: endoplasmic reticulum-Golgi intermediate compartment; endoplasmic reticulum; membrane.